UUGACUUAUCGGUUUGCACCACUUCCGUUUAAAUAUUUAGAAAAAUAGUAUUACGCAUAUUUAUCGCGCUAUUGUUUUGAUUUUGCGUUGAAAUGGAUACGUUUGAUAUUGUGUUAUGCGUUGCUGCAAUCUGCAUAUCUUUGGUCAUUUUUCUCGGCAACAUAUUGACCAUUUUUGCUAUUCUCACCAAACCGAUACUGCAAACGGCAUCGAAUCAGUUCAUUUUGGGCCUGGCUAUAGCGGAUCUGAUGGUUGCGAUCUCCACACCUUACAACGCAUACGUUACCUUUGAACUGAAAGAUAGUGAUUUUGAUAGUUACUCGGAUUUUGCUGCCAAGUGCUUGCUGUCAGUAGUGCCUGUGCUAUUUUCAUGCUUAUCGUCGAAUUUUAACCUGAUCCUUAUUGCAAUUGAACGGUAUUUUUCCAUCUGUAACCCAGUAGCACACCGCAACUUUCUCACUAUUAGAAAAGCUCGCCAGGGAGUUGGAAUAUGUUUCCUCUUGUCUGCCAUUGCUGCCAUAUUGCCAGUAUUAUGGAAUAAUUUUCCUACUAAUUCCAAAUCAAGCGAAACCUGCGAGGUGCUAACAUUGAAAUUCGAAUACUACGUUUACAUUUUACUUCCAACUUUCAUCGCCGCUGUUCUUCUGAUUUUAUUUGCAUAUACCAACAUCAUAAAGGUUGCGCUUUCAAAAGUCGCAAACAAGAGUCAAGCCAAAAAAUCUCUUAAAAUGAUGAUGACAAUUCUUUGCUGCUACUGCAUCACAUGGCUCCCCCAGAUGAUAUGUUUGUUUUUGGUUCUCUACAGCGCCAAAUCUCCUAAAAUAGAUCCAAUUGUUAGCGAUGAUAUCUAUGCAAUUUCGUUUAUGCUUGCAUGUUGCAAUUCAUUCAUGAAUCCUUUUAUUUAUGCUUUUAAUUCUAAGAAUUUCAAAGAAGCGUUCAAGCAAAUUAUUUUCAGACAAAAAAAAUCUGUUCAACUUGUCAGUAAUGCCAAGUUAACUUCAACAUUUAGCAGUGAACAAAUGGGAAGUGCGUAGACAUGUUAAAUUCACAAUAUCCAUAACAUGAUCCAGUAGAAUACAAAAUAAAUCAAAUAAAAGUAAAUAAAUUGUGGAUGGGCAAGGAGGACAAGGUGAAUUUUAAACUUUUAUUUAUUUAUUUCAUCUAUGUUGGCUACAUUUUUGUCGAUUUUAAAUUAUUGUAUACAUGUAUGUAUAAUCUAUUGUAACUACGCUAAAAUCAAUUAAAAAUUAAUGAU
Molecule: messenger RNA, 1255 nt
Organism: Cloeon dipterum
Lineage: Eukaryota; Metazoa; Arthropoda; Insecta; Ephemeroptera; Baetidae
Product: adenosine receptor A1-like
Exons: 5
Coding region: 93-1034 (313 amino acids)
Biological process (GO): adenylate cyclase-activating G protein-coupled receptor signaling pathway; G protein-coupled adenosine receptor signaling pathway
Cellular component (GO): plasma membrane
Molecular function (GO): G protein-coupled receptor activity
Source: RefSeq, a predicted model, not a curated record